This is a messenger RNA of Branchiostoma belcheri (Belcher's lancelet), 1790 nucleotides long. RefSeq lists its product as uncharacterized. The coding region runs from base 53 to 754 and encodes 233 amino acids. The record is from RefSeq and is a predicted model, not a curated record. The transcript is spliced from 5 exons. Lineage: Eukaryota; Metazoa; Chordata; Leptocardii; Amphioxiformes; Branchiostomatidae.
UCAGCUUCUUCUUCUUGCGAUCGACGAAGCCGCUCCUCCGAACCAAACGAAAAUGAUGCUCAAAACGGCUGGCCUGAGGAAAAACAGCGCUCUACAAGCCACGGUGGCUGUGCUGGUGGUUCUAGGCACGUCUUUGACGGUGGAUGGCGGUCUGAUCAUCGGCAGAAUUCGGCGGCACAUCACGAGCGCACACGACCACCGAGCCGACAGAAUUCUAUACUGUUCAUACGACUCCGCCAUAGAGACUCAAACUCAACUCGCCACGCAAAGACUUGAAGGAUACGCGCAACUGAGAUUUCCCUAUGAAGUGAUUGACUGGGAUCUGUUCGAUGUGGAAGUCGCCGCAAUCAGAAACGAGUUGGGAGACCCUACACUAACGCCGCUAGAACGUAUCAGCCUGCUGUACACCGUGGCAGACGGCGUCCUGACGGAGAAACUGAACGAGGAUCCCGCCCUUCUCCCGACCGACGUGGCGCGGAACAGAACCCGCAUGCUCGCCGCCAUGGACGAGCUUCUCACCACCAUGAACGACACGAUUCGGCUGUACAGAAGCCGUGCAGAGGAGAACUGUCACUGUUCUGACGUCAUCUCUGGAAUCCUGGACCACCUCAAACAAGUCAGGUUAGAGACUUCUCCAGUAGGUCUGACAGCAGAGGGGAAGAUCCUUAAGUACAUCCGGGUCUUGUACCAGGUCAUCCGAUUGGUCAACAUGGAGCGACGACGUCACAUGGACCCGCACUGCAGAUCUCUAUAAAACCCCUACAACAGCCUUUAGUCAAUACUGAAAACCCCUUUAAAUAGCCUUAACGCUUAGUGAUAGGAUGCUACACUGACUUGUAAAUUAAUUACCCCUCCCCAUCUGAGAAUAUGUGCAACUCUAGAUCUUUAGUGAUGAUACUGGGACACUUAACGAAUGUAUUGACAGUAGAUUUAUCUGUGUUGGAAGUUUGAAAUGGUCAAAUUUAAGCAAAUGAUGUUCACUCACCAUAUUUCCAGCACAUUUUGGUCCUCCGGACCUUGCUUGUAUACGUAGCUGCCUCUAUCUACUUGAGAAUCCAGGCAUAACAAUAAUUUACCAUAUGUAUAUAUGACGUCGUAUUAUGCACCAUAUAAGUUCUGUAUUUUGCUGUAUUUUGAAUGUUAAAUUCCAAACUUUGAUCUCCAAACAUUCUUCCCAAGGAGAGAAGUUGCCACCUGCCAUACAUAGAGACUUCAUUUUGAAUCCUAUCUAUUGCCAUACAUAGAGACUCCAUAUCAGAUAUUGGAAAAUCUGUCAUCUCCUGCGGAUACCAAUUUACACGUCCUUGUGAGAAACGUAUAGCGUUUCAAUUCGUUUUCCGGUAUAACUGUGACACCUAUCUAUAUACACAGCAGAAAAAUAUGUAAGUAUAUAUGGCUCUACAGAUCCAUUGCGUAUUAUUUCCGGAGGUAUACAGCCGUAAGAGGAAGUUGGCAUUUCUGAGCUGAAAUACUGUGUUACUUCUCAUAUGUUAAGAUGAGUAAAAUAUGCAUCAAUGAUAGCAUGUUGGGAAAUCCAUCCUAAUUACUUUAGUAUAUUAUCAGCGUCUUGUAGCCAUUGUUUUAUCAGAUUUGCUGAUGGUAGAAAUUGAAUUUGUGAAGAAAGCAAACCUUAAAGUCAAUUAUGAUGCGUCAAGCAAGAGUUAUUAAUAGUAUAAUAGCUGUAAAAUUGUGAAUAGGUUUGAAGACUUUGUCUUGUAGCUUUGUGUCAUCUAAAACAUUCAAAUCAUGUUUUCCAAACGAAAAUUGCAAGAAUUUGGUUGUGUAAGUCU